AUGGGGGGAAAUAGAGAGGAAAAUGCUCAUAGUGAGCUCAUAACUCCAGGAAGAAAGAAAAAGCAAAAGAUAAGGCUGACCGAGUAUGGAAUGGCGAUAAACGGAUAUAGAUUUGUGGCAACCGAUGAUGCCGAGGCGAAGGCGUUUGACAGAGAAGAGCAGAUGAGAGAUUUGGGAUUGUCAGAUGGGGAAGAGAGAGAUAUUGGAUUGUUAGAUGGGGAAAAGAGAGAGUCCGAAUAUUCAGAUAAAGAAGAGAGAGAGUUUGAAAUUUCAAAUGAAGAUGGUGAUUUGGAAUUGGAUGGGAGCGAUGGAUGGAAGAGUUAUGACGAGUAUUCAAGGAAAUGGGACCAGAUACUCAGGAUUCAGGAUAUAGCAGAGGGCAUUCCGCUCCCAGUUGCAAGCAAUGGUCUGGAAGAUGUCAAUGAGACCAGGGUGAGGCAAUUCCUAGACACGCGAGACAAGAUAAAGCGAGAAAGAAUCAGAUGGCACCCGGACAAGAUGAUGGUGCGGCUAGAAAAGCUGGGAGUUGACCAGGACACGUGUCCAGGCUACAAAAGCGUUGUAACACAAGUGUUCCAGACGAUAAACCAGAUACACGACGUAUGA
Messenger RNA from Brettanomyces bruxellensis, 606 nucleotides. RefSeq lists its product as uncharacterized. The record is from RefSeq and is a predicted model, not a curated record. The transcript has a single exon. NCBI's taxonomy places the organism in Eukaryota, Fungi, Ascomycota, Pichiomycetes, Pichiales, Pichiaceae. The coding region runs from base 1 to 606 and encodes 201 amino acids.